Lasiosphaeria miniovina is the source of this 2358-nucleotide messenger RNA. RefSeq lists its product as uncharacterized. The record is from RefSeq and is a predicted model, not a curated record. Gene Ontology annotation, cellular component: cytoplasm. NCBI's taxonomy places the organism in Eukaryota, Fungi, Ascomycota, Sordariomycetes, Sordariales, Lasiosphaeriaceae. The transcript has 5 exons. Bases 1 to 2358 code for a protein of 785 amino acids. Gene Ontology annotation, molecular function: protein binding.
AUGGCUUCUUCCUCUGGAGAGUCGAGCAACAGCAUUCUCAUCAGCCUGUCUGCGGAUGAGUUGGCACCGGCUGACAUGCGCUACCCGGAGCGUCGAAUUACCAUGGACUGGACAAACCUCUUGGUCCCUAUCGGCCGCGCCUCGAAGGUUCAGUCAAAGGGAUUUGUCGCCGGAAAAGACAACGGAUGGUUCGACAGCCCCGUCAUGUCCCGAUCACAUGCCGAGAUCACUGCCAAUCUGGCUAUGAAGAAAAUCCAAAUCAAAGAUUUGGGCUCCCUACACGGAACUUAUAUCAAUGACGACACUCAUCGCCUCGUGGAAGGCAACCCUCAUGAACUCAAGGAUGGCGAUGUUCUACGAUUCGGCGUAGCAAUUGCCCGGGGAUCCGACUCGUUUGCCCCAACCACACUCAAAGUCGGAAUUGCCCACAACGAUCGAAAGUCCACGACAACUUUCCAAGUCCCUGACGACUCGGACAACGGCUCGGAGGACGGCUACCCAUCGUCCUCGUCGGAGGAGGAUUUCGAGUUCCCCUCAACACGCAACCCCAAGCCUGGAAACGUCAAUGGAAAAGUUCAGCAGAAUGUCAUCGACCUUACUGAACAGACCCGGCCGGUCGACUAUAGUGCCAGGCGCUGCGCUAAAUUUGAAGUCGUUGACCUCUCGUCGCCCCGCACAUCUCCUCCACCUUUGGUAGAGGAUGAAUACCAGCGAGGCUCUUCAGACCAAGUCAUUGAAAUUCAAGAUGAUGAGCCCAAGGACAUGGUUGCUGCGAACUCGCCACACCGCAUGGCUGGUUCCGACCCCACUCUUAACCACUUGGAAGCUGUUGAGUCCGCUAUCUUCCCCCUGGGCGAGGGCUCCGGAUUUUCGGAAAACCCUACAAACGGCGGGUUUAAUUACGCCAGAGGAGCCUCGAUAGAGCUCAGCACCGAUGAUGAAGAGUUCCUCCAUUCAGACUUGGAAUCCAACGGCAGCUAUAGCGAUAGCCAGAGUGAGCACGAUUACCCGGAUGACGAAGAGGACAUGGACGGCGAGGAGGAUGACGAAGACGGCGAUCACGCGAGCCACGCUAGAAGCAGUGAGGAUGAAGAGAAUGAGAGCGAGCUCGACCAGGAUCUUGGUUGGGCUCCAGACAUUUCUGACGAUGAGUCGUUCCCUGACCUGCAUCUGGAUGAUGACACGAAGCCUGUUUUCUGGGAAGUCAAGAGGGCGUCACCUACCCACUCAGUUCACGAUUCUCCUCGGAAGCCGAGCCCACUCUACUCUCAAUUCCCGGCAGAAUCUGAGGAUCCGUCAUCCUGGAGAAACGCAUGGGGAGAUUGUUUCCACGGGCCGUUCAACCUUGCUACCACGCAACCUUCAGCUCCGGCAGUGCCUAGCAAAGCACCCAGUGAAUCGACAUCGGCCGCUGCCAAGAAGACGGCAAUCACAAUUGGCCGACUCUUGAACGAUAGCGUCCCUCUUGUUACCGACCACCCAAUGGAGGCUCUCCCGGUCUUUAACGGACCAACUCCUGGUAUUGCUCGGCAAGUUAGCCCGUCUGAUGCUGUUAUGCCAAAGCGGUGCGUCAAGGACGAUGCGGCAGAGCUUCAGAAUCCGGUAGAGCUGCUUGGCAUGAGAACCGGCAAGUACGACUACUUUGCAGCCCGAGAGGAAAACAAGGCGCUCCAUGGAAACCUUUCGAAAACCCGUUUGCCGCGUCAUUACUCUACCGUCCAUGCUCUUUGCAACGGGGAUGGUCCGUUUGGCUACCAGAACACGCCUGGAACAGGACCUCUGAUGGAGGGCGAGAAACGGGAGAUUCCAGUGGCCCCCAAACCUUCCUCGGCCGAUCAAGCCACCGCGCAGUGGUUCGACGAUUUCCGACACGAAGCGAGCAUUAUCAAUUCACUUCUCCCUCCUGCACCUGCUCCGGCGGUAAGCGGAAAGUCUGAGCACAGCUCUCGCCGGACCCAAGUAGGCAUCUCCGAUAUUGUCGAUAGCUGCCAGCAUGGAUCCGAUACGCCCAAGAGCAAGAGGAAGGCAGAGGAGAUUUCGGAACUCAGCGAAGUGGAAGAGAAAUGGGCUUCUCAGGAGCAAGAUGCGUCGCCUGAGACUCCGGAUAUCGCCUGUUCACUUCCCCCGCCGACCGUCGAUGAUGCUGCGACAGUUGUAGCCGUUCUACAGCGCUCAGAAUCCCCGCUGUUUACCGCACCACGCACUGAGCACUCCGACAUGCUUGAUAGCGAGAGAUCUUCCAAGCGAGUUCGUUUGCGCCACAUUGCGGAGCGUGUAGGGUAUGUGGCACUUGGCGGUGUUACCGCAGGUGCGAUGAUCGUCACAACCCUGAUCUAUACUGCGCCUACAUUCGCCUAG